GAGAUGAAGAAGAAAUUCAAAAUCACAGGACAGGAGGAUGCCAUGUACCGGGCAAAAGUAACCGUAACGACCAAGGGACGUAAGAAUGAUCUGCCCGUCAAGAGCGGUGACAACAUCAGCAUCAUCCGAACAACCAACUGUCCCAAAGGCAAAUGGCUGGCCAGGGACAGCAGCAACAACUAUGGGUAUGUUGCAGUGGACCACGUGGAGCUGGACAUCAAGGAGAUGUUGGAGCUGGGGAAGAAAGCUACAAACAACCGCAACAGCAAUGUUUUCGAGGCAGAGCCUAUCAGCAUGGGGAUCAGGGACUCGGAGCACUAUCCACCGUCAGAAGAAAGUUUCACAGAUGAUAGUGAGGAGUGGACCGUAGACGACGACGAACCUCUCUCCCCCCUCCCUGACACUGCAAAUCCACUGGCUCCAAUGGGUCACACCAGGACAUUCUCAAUGCCAGACAUGGGAAAUAAAGAUCUUAGUAUAAACCAUCAGCACAGUCGCAGUGAUAUCUACACAGAUGGCUCCUACGUGCAAACAAAAAAUGAAGCACUUCAGAAGUUGUCCACAUUUUUCCAUUCACCCAAACCUGUGGAGCCAGCAGCCAGCACUGAACCAGAGACAAGUCCUGUGCUUGUGAAUGAAGAAUCAGUUCACCCGCCUGAAGCGAGCUCAACACAGGAAGUAGCUUUUGAUCAAACAGAUAUGAUCAUUUUACCUCCUCCUGACCUAUAUGCUGACCUGACCAUGGAGUAAUUAUCAUAAAACAAGCAGAACAAAAAGCAGCCGAGGCAGAGGAAACAGGAUUUUCCCUCUGUUAUUUUUCAAGCUGUGACCUGUGCCAGUCACCUAAUACUGUGACGGCAACUUCAUGUUCUUCAUUGUGACCUUAUUUACGUGGCGACUGUGUGUGUGGAUCAGUAUGAUGAUUUACAAGAGGAGCAAGAUAAGUGGAUUUUCUCCACAAGCGAAACACCAUCUCAGCAACCAGAACUUUUUUGUGAAGCACUCUGUUAAACCAGUGAGGGACAGUUUGCCUGGUGGCUCUGAGUGACUUUGAACCUUGGACCAAGGACUGCUGAUCCCAGGAAAGGACUUGCAAACUGUUUCAGACACACAGAAGCUUUCUGGGUACUGUGACCUUGGAGGUUCUUACAAGGAAAAUUACAUAAUUUCCAUGCAAAUACCAGAAAUAUAGAUUUUUCUCACACCAGGUAUUUUUCCAGUUGAGACACCACCUUGAGGAUCUUGGUCUACAUGCAGCAGUUUCAAGGGUUGGAUGAAAUGAAUGUCCUACACACUUGUUACCAGUUUACAGUGUUGGUAGCAAAUGAAUAAAUAGCAAUAUAUCUAAUAAACUUCAAAUGAACAAAGAUUUAAUCAAUUUUUAGGUUUGGUCAUCAGCAAUAAUUAAGUCUCUGUGUGGCCACCUGAACCCCACAAGGGAUAUAUUUUCAUUCAUUUCAUGCUCUGUCCUCUUCUACAUGUGCAUCUAUAGGACUGAUUAACAUUGUUUUCAUGGCCAAUUCUAAAUAUUUACUUGAUAUUGGUCAGUUUUUUG
Molecule: messenger RNA, 1555 nt
Organism: Micropterus dolomieu (smallmouth bass)
Lineage: Eukaryota; Metazoa; Chordata; Actinopteri; Centrarchiformes; Centrarchidae
Product: FYN-binding protein 1
Exons: 12
Coding region: 4-750 (248 amino acids)
Biological process (GO): protein localization to plasma membrane; T cell receptor signaling pathway; integrin-mediated signaling pathway
Cellular component (GO): plasma membrane
Molecular function (GO): protein binding
Source: RefSeq, a predicted model, not a curated record